AAAUCGGCACAAUAAACAUACUGAACAACAAGUACGUGAACGAGCGCAGAACAAAAACUACACGGCGAUCACACUUCAUCAUGGCCGACAAGAGCAUCGCCCUUCUCUGUAACAUCUAUCCAGCAUCGCCAGAAAAGCAAAAAAGGAUCCUCUCCCUCCUCCAGAAUGGCGCAAAGAAUUAUUACCGCAACCCUAGCUCUCAAUGCACAACCUGGUCCUACAUGACCCCUCUCCCACCUCCAAAGGACCCUUCAAAACUCAUCCUCUCCGGCCUCGAAAUCUACACGGACAAAUCCGCUCUCCAGCAACAAAUCAACGACAAAGAAUUCUUCCAAAGCUACCACAACACUGCCAAAUCUGAAGAGCUCUAUCGUCAAGAUGAAGAGCUUGUAGCAUGGUAUUUCACUUCGGGCUUUGUUGUCCGUGACGGAAGUGAACACGCCACACCAUUCAGAAGCGGGAAUUUAAUCAGCCAAACGAAAUUCGUAUGUAAAGAUCGAAAACAAGUUCUUCAGAUCUUAGAAGGGUUUGUGCCUUUUGUACGAGAGAAGGAACCUGGUGUUUUGACGUAUGCGGCUUUUACGAGACCGAAGGCACCAAAGGAGAUUUUGUUGUUUGUGAGGUAUGAGAAUAAGGAGGCGAUGAUGGGGCAUAGUAAGUGUAAGGAGCAUGUGGAUGUUGUGAAGAAGAUUAUACCGCAGAUUGAGAAUGAUAUGGGAAAGUCUACGACGAUGUGGCAGGAAGUUGAUGAGAGUUUUGUUUCGAGUAAGGCUGGUGGUCCGGGGUUAGGCGCGAAGUUGUAGGACAGUAGUAAAUGGAUAGGCGCAAGACAAUCGAGAAUGCAACGGUAUUGGGACAAAUAAGUGCCGGGAACAAUUUGUUAACCUUUUAAAGCGACAGAAAUGGAGGGCUUGUGACAUCGGUCACUCUACAACGUUACUGAGUGCCGAGUACCUGACCUGUGGACGAAUACC
This is a messenger RNA of Cercospora beticola, 974 nucleotides long. RefSeq names its product putative quinol monooxygenase. Lineage: Eukaryota; Fungi; Ascomycota; Dothideomycetes; Mycosphaerellales; Mycosphaerellaceae. The record is from RefSeq and is a predicted model, not a curated record.